Molecule: messenger RNA, 2561 nt
Organism: Caenorhabditis angaria
Lineage: Eukaryota; Metazoa; Nematoda; Chromadorea; Rhabditida; Rhabditidae
Source: the annotation of a GenBank genome assembly
AUGAUAGGAUCUCCAAGGAAAAUGCGCAAUUUAUGGAUGAGUUCGAGAAGAUAUUUGACGCUAAACGAAGUUUCAGUGGCUUUGAGGCCGUUUUUCUUUGUUGUUCAUCCAGAUAGGUGAGUUUUUGUUACAGUUCAGAGAACAUUUUAAAGUAAUAAUAAUAUAGUCGGUUUUCCCAAACCAUUUUUCAUCUGAAAACCAUUUAUUUUAGAAAAAAAAAACAAUUUUUUCUAAUUACUUUAAUAAUUUCAGGUAUGCAAAACAUCCGGAAAUCCGUUCACAAAACGAGAAAUCACUGCAAGUUUUCAACGGAUAUAUCAACGAUUUAUUUCCCAUAUCACCAUCCCUAAAACCAACAAAAGUCAGUUUUUCAAUUGUCGACAAAAAAGAUAACGAAAAAAUUCGAUUGAUACAAAUUCAACUAACUGGCACGGAUCCUAGCAAAAUUGUAAGAGAAGCUUUGCAAUCCUGUCAAAUUAGCACAAAAGAUUUGAAUGAAAAGUUUGCUCCGAGUUCGAUUAAUUCAAAUUCAGAAAAUUUGUCCGAUUCAAGAUACACAACAUCAAAUAUUGAUGAAGACUUAUUGACCACGUGAGUGCUGUUUUUUUUGCAAUUUUUAUUUUCUUAUCAGUUGUUUUUUUUUAGGUAUCUAAAAAGGAAGAAGAAAUCUGUAAUCAAUAAUCUUCAUGCUUCGCUAACAAAUCAAAGAGAUGAAGCGGUUCGGAAAAGCAAAGAGGCCAAGAAUUUUCGAAUUUCGAUCAAGGAGGAUAUUGAUGAACUGAAAAAUAGGACGGGAUUGAAGGAUGUGAGAUUUUUGAAAAAGUUUUGAGUUUUCUCGAUCUCAAGUUGUGCAUUUUAAUUCAGAACCGUUGUUUUGAAUGAAAAACUGAAAAUGAAUUUUCAGAAAACAAGAGUGUUAAUGAUUAGAGGAUCACUAGGAUUUGAAUGAAUUGAAGUGGAUUUGUAUGUCUACCUUCCCGGAUUACAUUUAUUUCCAUUAUUGUUUAGGAAUAUAUUUGGUCCGCUCAAUAGUUUAUGAACAGCAUUUUUUUUGAAUGUUAUUUCACGCUUUGAUUUUUUUACCAAAAUAUAACAAUGUUUUGAGAAUUUUCAGCAUCAAAUAUUUCAAAAAAGAAACAAAAUGAUCAGAAAAUUGUCUAUUUUCAGAAAUAUACAAUUUUUUAAGAAAAAAAUCUGCAUUUUCUCCCAAAAAUCCAAAGAGUAUAAAUAAUUUUUCAGGUGGUUUGGCAAAUGGAUUGGGCUGAAACUCAUAUGCGUCGAUGUCUGCUAAAUAUGCACAGAUUCCUAGACACUGCUGAAAGUUCAACAAAAGAUGCAGUCAUCCAAACUCUUUAUAAAAAUGUGCUCCGGUUUGGCAGAGGUUCAUAUACUUGUUGCGAUGGAUCAAUUCAGUUAGGCGCUGAUAAUGUUCCUGAACAAUGGGAACAAGCUUGUUGUGAGCACAGUGUGAGAAAGAGCCAAUUAUCAGCUCUCCGACAAGCCACAGAACAAUUAGCUGGAACUUUUGGCGGUGCUAAAAUAUUGCUGCCUCACUAUAAAGGAUUAGCUCAAACUUUGUCACAAAUUCAAUCUUUGAUUGUAAGGUGAGCAUUUUUUUUUAAAUCAAAAAUUUGUUAAUUCACUAACAUUUUUCAAAUCUUUAUAUAUUUUGGGAUGUCUAGGAUUUGGCGAAAAGAAGCAUUAUUGGUCAGAUUAGCAAAUGCUGCUGCUGGAUCAAUGAUUGAAGUUGUCACAUCGUAUGAUGAAUUAGCCAUUGGAUUGGAUGGCAGAUUGUAUGUACCGUGUAAUGUUGAUGUUGCAUCUCUUGUUGUAUUUUUAGAGGAGAAUGCAGAAAAGGCAGCUGGGAUAAAUCACCAUAUGCAAGCAUUGUUGGUGAGUUUUUUUAUUUUUAAAAAAAUGAAACAAAAAGAGGUUUUCCGGCCUUUUAAGGCAUUUUUCAAGCCCAUAUAGUCCAGCAGACUAACUGUAUCUUCGCUAAAAAGUGUUUUCAGAAGAACAAUCACUGGAAUUAUUUUCAAAUUAUCAAAGAGGGUUUUCACGUUAUGAAACUAACUUUUGUUUUGUAAAGCUUAUCUUCUUGCUUGGAAAAAAUCCCAUAAUCAAACUGCAACAGUUCAAAAUUCCUGAACCUUUCAAACUUCACAUAUGAACCGUGUUCAAUAAUCCGAUAAUCUAUGAGAUUAACCAGGUUUUGAUCAGGAACUGAUUGAAUAAUGACCCAAAUUUUUUCAGAGAAAGAGAAUCAUCUCAAUAUCUUCAAAUUCUCUUCAAAAAAUUUUUAAAUCCCUUUCCCAACUUAUUUUUUCCAGAACGAGUUAGAAUACAGUAAAGAUGAAUGUGUGCAAGACCUGAAUCUUCAAUCACUUUCUUGGGAAUCGACGUUUAACCCUGAAAAACUGCUCGUUUGUGUGAAUCGCCUGAAAAAUUCAUCUGAAGAGAUUCAAAAAAUGGCGAGUGGUUUAUCAAUCCGAAUUUCGAACAAUCCAACAAUUCACGUCACAAAUGAUGGAACUUUAAGUGUUCCAAUUGAUUGGGUUUAA